Molecule: messenger RNA, 3382 nt
Organism: Acanthochromis polyacanthus (spiny chromis)
Lineage: Eukaryota; Metazoa; Chordata; Actinopteri; Pomacentridae
Gene: epb41l5
Product: erythrocyte membrane protein band 4.1 like 5
Cellular component (GO): cytoskeleton
Molecular function (GO): cytoskeletal protein binding
Source: RefSeq, a predicted model, not a curated record
AAUCGAGUUUUUGUCGGGAUUUGUCGUGACGCCACAUCCUGAGCAGAGCCUGCCUCCUACUUUUUGUUGGGACCAGGGAGAGAAAAUUACCGUGCAGAGGCAGCGAGCUGGAAUAAAAACAAGAAGAAAAAGCUAAAUAAAAGAAACAAGUUACAAACCGUGGAAAUGUACGAGGCUCCCGUUUAGUCGUCUACAAUGCAAGCGGACGUGCUUUCAUCGUGAAUUCCUACGAGGAGGUUUCUGUACGGUCCUGUUUCCCUCCCUCUCCCCCGUCAUGCUGAGUUUCCUGCGCAGGACGCUGGGGCGACGCUCCAUCCGGAAACAUGCAGAGAAAACCCGGUUACGAGAGGCCCAACGGGCCACGACGCACAUCCCUGCUGCUGGGGAGGCAAAGUCUAUCAUCACCUGCCGUGUGUCCUUACUGGACGGGACAGAUGUCAGCGUUGACCUGCCGAAAAAAGCCAAAGGUGAGGAACUGUUUGAGCAGAUCAUGUACCAUCUGGACAUUGUAGAGAAAGACUACUUCGGACUGCGCUUCAUGGAUUCGGCACAAGUGCCGCAUUGGCUUGAUGUUACAAAAAGUAUCAAAAAGCAAGUAAAAAUUGGCCCACCAUACUGCCUUCACAUGAGAGUAAAGUUCUACUCCUCAGAACCGAACAAUCUGCACGAGGAGCUCACAAGAUACCUGUUUGUGCUACAGUUAAAGCAUGACAUCCUCAGUGGCAAGCUAGAAUGUCCAUUUGACACAGCGGUGGAGUUGGCUGCCUUCUCGCUACAGGCUGAGCUAGGAGACUGUGACCCAUUAGAACACAAUCUGGACCUGGUGUCAGAAUUUCGCUUCAUUCCCAACCAGACAGAGGAUGUGGAGCUGGCCAUUUAUAACGCAUGGAAGGAGUGCAGAGGUCAGACGCCAGCCCAAGCUGAGAUUAACUACCUGAACAAAGCCAAGUGGUUGGAAAUGUAUGGAGUUGACAUGCAUAUGGUCAAGGCAAGAGAUGGUAAUGAGUACAGUCUGGGUUUGACUCCUACUGGAGUCCUGGUGUUUGAAGGAGAAACCAAGAUUGGGCUAUUUUUCUGGCCCAAGAUUACUCGUCUGGAUUUUAGAAAGAGCAAACUGACGCUCGUGGUGGUGGAGGAUGACGAACAGGGUAAAGAGCAGGAGCACACCUUUGUCUUCAGGAUGGACCACCCCAAGGCCUGUAAGCAUCUGUGGAAGUGUGCCGUGGAGCAUCAUGCUUUCUUCAGGCUGAGGGGGCCAGUACAGAAGAACUCUGCUCGCUCUGGAUUUAUACGCAUGGGAUCUCGCUUCAGAUACAGUGGAAAGACGGAGUACCAGACAACCAAGGCCAACAAAGCAAGACGGUCAGCCUCUUUUGAGAGGAGACCCAGUCGACGGUACUCCAGAAGAACCAUGCAGAACAGAGGACCAUUCAACCCCCAAGAGGUUCUUUCUUCAGGCAAUGGAGUCAGCGCCAGCAAAGAUAAGGUUUCUGCCAGUAGAGGUGCCUGGUCAGGAAUGCCUGUAGUCAGCCCAGUGGCAGCUGCUGCCUGUGGACCAGUAGAAAUUGAGGCUCUACCCAGGAGUCCUGGAGGAGAAAAAAGAAGGUUGCCAUGGGUUGCUGACUUGAUGGAGACAUGUAUUGACGACGUCCUGAGGGCUUCCCGUGUCCCUACUGUGACAACUACGGAGGAAGCCGGGCCAAGCAAUGCCUAUGCUGCUGCCGGUGUCACUGUGGAAGAUCCACUCAGUCUAGCGGUGACAGCAGCUCGGCUGAAGCAGCUUGAGUUGGAGAGCAGUCCACUUCUUUCUGCUCCAAGAAAUAAUGCCAAUAUUAAUGUCAAUAUGGGCCAACAGGAGGAUGUGGUGAAGCUUACAGAGAAGUGUGGUCUGAACAGUAACGGGCAGCAGUCGCAGCUAUCCACUCCACUACGCGCCCCCGAGGAUCUGAAGAGCAACAUCUUGAAAGCUCAAGCUGAGGCUGCAGCCCUAAAGGGGCCUUUGGAGGAGCAUGUUGUAGUGGUUGGAGAUAAAAACUGUAAUUUGCAGGAGACUUCCGCCAGCAGCCGCCCUGACAUCCAAGACUCCUGGGUGCUGAAGCCAGCCUCACUGGUCUCCUCUGCAGAGACCAGUGCUGAAGAUUUAAACCCCUCUGUUCCCAAGAUGCCCUCUGAGUCUGCCAGUGAAGGCUUGGCACUAAAGGUUAAAGCCGAGGAGGCUGACCUACAAAACAGUCCCCUGUCUACACCUAUUGAUUUCACUGAUCCUCUCCCAUGGUAACUGCCACCAGUGCAGCAACCCAAACCUCUCAUCACGCCUCGCUGGAUCAUUCCCACAACUGCUCCUCCUGGCGUCUUUACUAACGGCCUGCUCGACCUUGACCCCCCUCCUAAGGCCACCUCUCCUCUCCCUGCAGAUGGGGGAGCAGCUCUCACCCCAGCCCUUCCCCACCUCGCUCACACACGUAAUACCAUCUCUGCCAGCACUGUGGGUCAGCCGCCAGCCUCAGAGGAUGGAGCCAAACCCAGAGGUCUCUUGACCACUGAGCUCUGAUGAAGAAAUGAGUAGCCGACAUCACAGCAUUCAUCUUCCUGACUGCUUUCCCACUUCACCCUCUCGCCACCACACACACACGAGCAGGCUGGGUCAGGUGUGCCGAACACUGUGAGAAAGCUCAAAGGAAAGUGGAAAGGAAGAGGCAGCUUACAAGCACCACAAUCGUCGUUGCACCUACACUGUCUGACAGCUCGAACACGAUGAACUAAGUACACAGAUCAACACUAGUACACAUGAGCAGCUUUUCAUCAUCACACGGUAUCAAGCUUAGUUUUGUAAAAUGGUUGAAAUAAACAUUUAGCUCCAGUUUAACAUCUUAAGAGCACCUAACUUGUGAACUUCCUGUUUGUGUUUCACCGUUAGUGACCUGAAUCCAUCCAGUCAAUCAAACCUCUGUGUCCAAAAAACGGAACCAUCUCCUUAGUAGAUAUAGAAAUAACGGAAGUCUUGUUUGGUACAGAGGUCAAAUUGGAGCUCAUACCUAUAUACUGGAAAAAAAAAACACACUGGCUAAUCUCUUAAAGGGGAACUCAACAGUAGGCUUUCCCUUUUAGUGCCCCAUGCUGUUUUAGCGCUGGCAGUACAAACCACUGGAUCCCUGCUACGCUGAGCUUCUCUGUACGCUCACAUGUAGAGCUGCUGUAGUAUGCUAGAUGUGCGACUGAACAUACAAGUCUGUAACAAAAAGAGACUUUGAUCCUUCAAAACACAAUGGGACUCUUGACAGGAUGAAACUUGUGGAUAUGAUACACUACUGUCCUUGCAGCAUGCUACUAAGUUGUUUUCAAACCACUCAGUGCUACAUGUGAGAAGAGUCGCCACUGGGAU